Molecule: messenger RNA, 678 nt
Organism: Aureobasidium subglaciale EXF-2481
Lineage: Eukaryota; Fungi; Ascomycota; Dothideomycetes; Dothideales; Saccotheciaceae
Exons: 3
Coding region: 1-678 (225 amino acids)
Biological process (GO): vesicle fusion; endoplasmic reticulum to Golgi vesicle-mediated transport
Cellular component (GO): Golgi membrane; SNARE complex; Golgi medial cisterna
Molecular function (GO): SNAP receptor activity
Source: RefSeq, a predicted model, not a curated record
AUGGCUGCAUCUGGGACCGGGAGCUGGGCACAACUACGACAACAGGCUCGUUCACUCGAGACGCAGACUGAUGCCUUGUUCCACACAUACUCUCAAUAUGCUUCCAUGACCAAUAUCCCUGCAAAGCCCGACGAAGACGAACAGCGAACAGAAGCUCAACUACAAGACAUACUCGAAAGGCGUUCAGCCCUCAUCGCGCAGCUUUCGCGCCUGCUCGACUCUGAACCCACCGCCUCGGCCUUGAAAUCCACAAACUUGGCCCGUCAUCGGGAGAUACUACAACAACAUCGAAGAGAGCUCGAUAAACUCAAGUCGAACAUUGGCCAUCAACGAGACCGUGCCAACCUCCUAUCCAACGUCCGCAAUGACAUCAACGCCUAUCGCGCACAGAAUCCCGAGCAAGCAGAAGCAGAUUACAUGCUGGACGAACGAAGUCGCAUAGACAACAGCCACAACAUGACCGACACGGUCCUCACAUCGGCAUAUGCCAUCAACGAGCAAUUCGGCAUCCAGAGGGACACGCUUACUAGCAUCAACCGUCGUAUAGUCGGAGCCGCCAGCCAAGUACCUGGAAUGAACAGCUUGAUGAGCAAGAUAGGCAACAAGAAGAGACGGGAUGGUGUGAUAUUGGGCAGCUUCAUCGCCUUUUGCUUCUUGCUCUUCAUGUACUUUUCGUGA